AUUCCUGAAGCUCAUCAAGAAACUCAUCUUGGAGAAGUGAACAGCUUGGGAAAUGGUUUCACUGCAAGUUUCUCUGACUCACCUUCCAAGUAGACAGGGGGCGCUAAAGCACGCCAGGGCUACUUUUAAUGCAAACUGAAGGAGAACAUUUGGAACUGAUUUUUUGGCGGGCUUAAGAGUUGAAGACUGACCACAUCAGACCGACGCAGCAACAGUUGUCAUCGCUGGACUGAAAAGGUGUAGAUCGAUGGCUACACCGAUAGAUCUGAGCAAUGUGUUUGAGGAGGACACAUGCAGCUUGCACAAGAAGAAAUACACACACUAUUGUUUGAACCACAAGGAACUUGUGUGCCACAGUUGUAAAGGUGAACAAAUCCACGCUGGCGACAAAUUCGAUACCAUCAAAACAUUUAAAAAGACUCUCAAUGACAAAUUGCGUGCCAACCUGCAGGAUGCAAAAACAAAACUUGAAGAUUAUGAAAAGAUUCAAAAGGACUGCAACGACCAAGAAAAGUAUAUCAAGAUCCAGAGGGAGCAGGUGGAAACCAAGAUUAAGAAAGAUUUUAAGGAGCUUCGUGACUUCCUAAAGGUUCAGGAGGAGGCCAAGUUGUCUGCUGUGAAGGAGGAAGAGAAAAAGAAGAUUCGGAAGAUAAGGAAUAAGUUGAAGGAUCUCCAAAAAGACAUGUCACUCUCAGCUGAUAUCAAGUCCACAGAGAAGCAAUUACAAUGUACCUCAAUUCUCCUGAAGGACUUCAAGAGUCCGAAAAACAAUAAACGGAAGCUGCCAGACAAGCCCAUGCAGCUCAAAGGAGCCAUGCUGGACGAAGCCAAACACGUGGGUAACCUCAAGUUCAGCGUGUGGGAACGAAUGAAGGAGAUGGUCUCCUACAGUCCCGUCAUUCUGGACCCAAACACGGCCCGUGAAGAGCUUGAUCUGUCUGAAGAUCUAACCAGUGUGAGGUUUGGAAAAAAGCAGGAGCUUCCAAACAAUCCUGAGAGAUUCAAGCGGUGCAAUGUACUGGGUACACCUUUUGUCCCGCGGAAGCACAUAUGGGACGUUGAGGUGAAAGACAACACUGACUGGGAAGUGGGAGUGGCGUCGGGGGACCCGUCUUUGCCAGAUAAGAUGAUAAUCCAAAGCAUUGCAUUCCGUAAUGGUGAAUACAAAAUGUUUGAUGGAAAAUAUGGAUCCUGGAAUCCGCCAGUGAGACUGCAGAGCAUCCGACUUCACGUGGAGGCCAAAAAAAAAUCAAUUUCAAUUUCAUUCUCUGAAUGUUCUGCACAAACAGAAUUGUGCAAAACCACUUGUCCACCUUUAGAUCGGAACAUAAGCAUGUUUCCUUUCUUCAGGACAAGGGAUGGAAAGCCACUGAAAAUAAUUCCAAUUGUGCGUCGUGUUAUCACGCAAAGUCAGUAGCCAGUUUCACAUGUGAACUGCUCGCACACGCUCCAAAGGAGAGUGCGAUGCCUUGUUGUAUCUGGUGCUUGGUUUGUGUCUUGACAACAGCGAUUCUUCACGCGGGGCUGGGAGU
This is a messenger RNA of Syngnathus acus (greater pipefish), 1532 nucleotides long. RefSeq names its product tripartite motif-containing protein 35-like. NCBI's taxonomy places the organism in Eukaryota, Metazoa, Chordata, Actinopteri, Syngnathiformes, Syngnathidae. Gene Ontology annotation, molecular function: zinc ion binding. The record is from RefSeq and is a predicted model, not a curated record.